AUGGGACAAACCUUGCUUUUUGAAGUGAUUGUGAGCCAAUCGACGGGUGUUGUUGUGAAAUUGGAAAAAAAAAAUAUCUUCAAACUGGGUUCUCAAGUAUCGACUAACGGGGGUGCGUUGCAUUCUGCAGGAAGGAGGGCUAGUGACAGCCACGCAUAUAAACCUCCUUUUGGACAUGAGCGAUCCGGCUUAAGGCUGGGUGGAAAAAAGGCAGAUGCAGGCUAUUACCAUUUCAACAACAAUUCGACUUCAAGUUUUACGAAAAAGAAGAAAUAUUUUGGUGAAAUCAUAGAAAUCGGAAAGCCGACCGAAUUUGAACACGGGAUUCACGUGGAAUACAACAACGAGAGUGGUAAAUUUUUGGGUUUGCCGGAUGUUUGGGUGAACGCGGCACCAAGUGAUGAGAUCCUUAACACAAAAUAUUUGAAUCCUAAUCUCGUGCCUAGCCCCGGAUCACAAGACAUUUCCAAAUCGGUGAAUGAUGAUAUUGGUAAACCAUAUAAUUUUAAACACGAAAUCCAUGUUUACAUGAACGACAAUGGGUUAGAGGGCCUUCCUGCAGAAUGGAAAAAGAUCCUGGCUUCAAAUGGCACGGCCGAGGAUGCAAGCAAAAGGAAAACUAAUUCAAAAGCGCAACGUAAUUCACAACGACCGACAUCAUUCCACUCUAACUCCUCACAGCAGGAUGAAAAUGAAGAUGUCCUUCUAGGCUCAGCGCUGAAUAACGUACCUACACGAAAAUCAUCCAAAGUUUCACUUGUCUCCCCGGUGCAAGCAGACUCAAAUAAUGUGUCUCGAAAAUAUGAUAAGUCGCCGGUCAAUAAUAAACCUCAUAACUAUAAUUUCUCUCCUUCAAAUAAAGACAGUGUAUCGAGUCAAUCGAGAAAAGUGGUUACAUCACAAAAAGAAUCGAUAACCUCGUUUCCAAGAGAACGUCCUACUAGUCCCACACCACCCUCGCGUGAAAGAGCUGCAUCACCCAUACCUCGAGAUAAUUCAAUAGUAAUGCCAAAUCCACGUGGAAGAGCCACCUCACCUAUACCCCGCGAUUCAAUGAGCUCAACAAUAAUAUCGUCUCCACGUGAAAGAACAUCUUCGCUUGUACCCCCACCACGAGACCACGCACGAAUUCCUAAGGGAACCACAACUUCAAUUCAACUCAAGGCGGUACCCCCUCGUUCCAAUAAAGAUAACAAAGAUCAAUAUAGAAACAAAAUAGCGGAAUCAUCAUUCGGGAGCAUGGAUAUACUCAAUUAUCAGAACACAUCAACAACAGGUUCAAUUAGGAAAAACUCGGAUACAGCACUACUAUUACCCCGAGAAUCCGUGGACCAAAAGCAUAACAAGGCUUCCAGCAUCAGCGAAAUGCCAAUACGUUCACCGAAUGAUUCUCCGUUAACCAACGAAAAUUACUUAUCCCAGAUAACCCGAGAUAACCAUAAUACUUUAUCACCAAUUUCACAAGUUUCGGGUGAUUGGAAUGCAACUUCCGAAAAACGGAGAAGGCCAUCCGCGAACAGUACUGAAAAGGAUGUAAACGGAGGAAACAUGACGGACCACCACAUCUCUCUGCCCGUUCUACCUUCUAUGGAAAAUUCAUUACCUAUAACAAAAUUGCCAAGGUUUUCUGAAGGGUCACAAGCUUUCAGUCGGAUCUCUCCAGUACAAAUUGAACAAUUGGAUGUCACAAAUACCAUCGUAGAUCCUGAUUCGUUACCACCGGACAUUCGCCACUUAGCUGAUCUCUUGGAUCCACGGGAUCCAAACAAAAUUUAUGAUAAUUUGAUUCAGAUAGCGGAAGGUCAGUCUGGUAACAUGUACUCUUCAACUCAAAAAGGUUCAUCGGAAACGGUGGCAAUUAAGAUAAUCCCUUUUUCGAGCGACGAAAAAUUAAAAAAUAUAAAAGAGGAAUUGAGUCUAAUGAAAUCUAGUCAACAUCCAAACAUAGUAAAGUGCAUAGGAUGUUACCAUACACCCGAUUCUAUAUGGGUUGUUAUGGAAUGUAUGGAAAUAUCCCUUGCUGAUAUUAUAGGAAUGCACGAAGAUGGACCACGACUAAACGAAUUCCAAAUUGCACGUGUUGCACGAGAGACCUUAAAAGCAUUAAAUUAUCUGCAUGAAUUACGAAUAAUACAUAGAGAUGUUCGUAGCGAUAACAUCUUAAUAAAUUCUCGGGGUGAUAUUAAGCUUGCUGAUUUUGGUUAUUCUGUGCAAUUGACCGAAAAAGAAUCCCAUCGAAAAUCCAUAAUAGGAACACCAUAUUGGAUGGCACCAGAAGUUAUAAAAGGUCAACCUUAUGAUACCAAGGUGGAUAUUUGGAGUCUUGGUAUAUCAAUUAUAGAAAUGGCCGAAGGCAAUCCUCCCUACAUGGAUGAAGAGCCCCUAGAAGCAAUAAAGAAGAUUGCUCAGGAUGGUGUUCCUGAAUUGAAUAAUCCCGAACGGUGGUCUGAUAUAUUUAAAGACUUUCUCGCAAUCUGCACGGAAACCGAUUCGAGCAAACGAAAAACUUCAGCUGAAAUGAUUCAGCAUCCGUUCAUGCAACAUGUAUCGGUACCUAGGGAUUUCGAACAGAUGUUGGAGGAAUUUCGUCUUCAAGAGGGAAUGGAUGUGGAAGCUGAUGUGGAGGAUGAUAAUGAUGAUUCAAUUGAAUAUCAGUCCAUGAAGGUCGAUCAUGAAGAUAGUAAAAUGCAAAAUUUUUCUAUCAUUGAUGACGACGCAUUCUAUUAUAUUAAUAGUAUUACAAACAAUUGGCAUAACCCUGAUAUUUAA
Messenger RNA from Acaulospora morrowiae, 2769 nucleotides. NCBI's taxonomy places the organism in Eukaryota, Fungi, Glomeromycota, Glomeromycetes, Diversisporales, Acaulosporaceae. The record is from the annotation of a GenBank genome assembly.